Messenger RNA from Manihot esculenta (cassava), 1298 nucleotides. RefSeq names its product MADS-box protein JOINTLESS. Lineage: Eukaryota; Viridiplantae; Streptophyta; Magnoliopsida; Malpighiales; Euphorbiaceae. The coding region runs from base 223 to 969 and encodes 248 amino acids. Gene Ontology annotation, cellular component: nucleus. Gene Ontology annotation, biological process: positive regulation of transcription by RNA polymerase II. The record is from RefSeq and is a predicted model, not a curated record. The transcript is spliced from 9 exons. Gene Ontology annotation, molecular function: DNA-binding transcription factor activity, RNA polymerase II-specific; protein dimerization activity; RNA polymerase II cis-regulatory region sequence-specific DNA binding.
UAGUCUCUACUGCUUGUUUGGCCAUAGAAAGAAUCUAUCUUUUUCCAUUUUCAACUAGGUUAAGCUUCCUCUUUUUCUCUCUCAUUUUCCUUUCUCUUUCUUUUUUUCUUUAAUGCCAUUUGGUGAACAGUACCAAAAAGGACAAGCAGAGAAAAAUCAAAAGCAUGAGCUGAAACUACACAUAUGUUUGUGGUCAAUCCUUGAGUCUCUUACUUCUUGUGAAUGAGCUUUGAUUGCUUGUCACUGGUAGGUUCUCUCACCCACUUUUGCCUCAUGAUUUCUUCAUCUAGGGUUUCUUUCAAGGAAAUGACUAGGCAGAAAAUCCAGAUCAAGAAGAUUGAUAACAACACAGCAAGGCAAGUAACUUUCUCAAAAAGAAGAAGAGGGCUUUUCAAGAAAGCUUAUGAGCUCUCUACUCUUUGUGAUGUUGAGAUUGCUCUCAUGGUCUUUUCUGCAACUGGGAAGCUCUUUGAGUAUGCUAGUUCAAGUAUGAAUCAAGUGAUUGAAAGAAGAAAUUUGCAUCCGAAGAACGUUGGCAAGUUGGACCAAACUUCACUUGAGCUGCAGCUUAAAAAUGGAAAUAUUGCUGCAUUGAGCAAGGAAAUAGAAGAGAGGAUCCGUCAACUGAGGCAGAUGAGGGGAGAAGAGCUCCAUGGAUUGAACAUUGAAGAACUUCAACAGUUAGAGAAUUUACUUGAAAGAAGCUUGAAACGAGUCUCGGAAACAAAGGGUGAAAUACUUGCAAAUGAAAUCAAUGCUCUCAAAAGCGAGGGAGCUCAAUUGAAGGAAGAGAACGAGCGACUAAAGAAGCAAAUGAUGAAAGAAAGAGGAGGGACGAUGCAUUUGUUUGAAGCAGGAGGACAGUCGUCAGAUUCUAUGAUAACCAAUACCAGUAGCUCAGUUGAUCCUGCUCAAGACUUUGAAGAUUCCUACACUUUACUCAGAUUGGGGUUACCAUUCUCAGAUUGAAAGUGAAGUCUGGAGUAGUGAUAUCUAAUGAUCACUAGAAUAAAUGAAACAGUUGCCCUAGAAUAUUCAGAAAUCAAAAUUCUUCCUCUAUAUUAUUGUACGUAUGAGUGUGUAUAUAUUUAUUUAGGUAAGAUAAUAAUAAUAACAAUAAUAAUAAAAGCCUUGUAACACCAGGCAAGACACUGCAGCCAUUGUAGAGGUCUGCAUUUAUUAGCAUUUGGGUAAGUCUUGCUUAGGUUUCAUUUAUAGGCAUUAGUGGAUUCGUAUCUAAAAUAAGUGAGAUUCGUAUAUUUAUAUUUUAAAUGAAUGAUAAGAGGAGUUUUAGGUAA